This is a messenger RNA of Hordeum vulgare subsp. vulgare (domesticated barley), 837 nucleotides long. RefSeq lists its product as uncharacterized. NCBI's taxonomy places the organism in Eukaryota, Viridiplantae, Streptophyta, Magnoliopsida, Poales, Poaceae. The transcript is spliced from 4 exons. The coding region runs from base 218 to 598 and encodes 126 amino acids. The record is from RefSeq and is a predicted model, not a curated record.
CAUACAUCUUUAGGCACCAAUCCUACUUAAAUGCGGGGCAUGGAUAUUGUAAUGACCAAAAAUUGAUACCACUCGGUGUGACCAUCCUAUAAAGCACCACUUUCUCUCCCGCAUAAUGCAAGAAGCAUUGAUCCCUAUGAUCUAAGAGGGCUCACAGCGUAAGGACGCUACCUGUCAUAUUGGAGAACUUUUCAUCAGUCGUGAGAAUAUCACCAAAAUGGAUGGAAACUCAAGGUCUUCAUCAAAACGAGCUAAGUUGUUGGUAACGAAGAAGGCUCCUCGGAUUAAGAAGCCCUCCAUCAAGCAACAGAAUGAGCUUCUAGCGAUUGAGAACAAAGUAUUGGCGAUUGAGAACGAAAAAAUGCGUGAGGCGUUGAGGACAUACCGAUGUGUUUCUUGCCUGAAGGCUGAAAAUGCCUACCUGAAAGCUAAGCUUGCACGCUCGUUCCGUAAUGCUGCUGCAAUUCUAGAAGCUGAUGCACAAUCUGAAGCGGAGGUUGGGUUUUCCUCUACAGCACCCCAGAUUUCAGCGGAUAGCAGUGCAACUGGGCCACUCCAGCCAAGUGAAGCAGUGAGCCAAGAUGAACCGCGCGAGUAGUCAACUGGGAGCAAUUUAUUUGCUAUAGUUACAAAAGUCUAUAUACUUGCAGAAUAAAAGUUCCAAAGACUUGGCGUGUUAGCCAUUUCAAUUAAAAUAAGUGACAAUACAAGUCCAUUGUGUCUUGUAGUUAAGCACCAAAACCUUUAUAUGUGUUACUCGUACAUGAGAAGGGUGUAUGCCUUCUCAUCUCUAUCUUUUAAAUUUGAAACAUGGGAUACUAUAUUAUGUUUGUACAA